Penicillium oxalicum is the source of this 861-nucleotide messenger RNA. RefSeq names its product nicotinamide/nicotinic acid mononucleotide adenylyltransferase. Lineage: Eukaryota; Fungi; Ascomycota; Eurotiomycetes; Eurotiales; Aspergillaceae. Gene Ontology annotation, biological process: NAD+ biosynthetic process. The coding region runs from base 1 to 861 and encodes 286 amino acids. The transcript has 3 exons. The record is from RefSeq and is a predicted model, not a curated record. Gene Ontology annotation, molecular function: nicotinate-nucleotide adenylyltransferase activity; nicotinamide-nucleotide adenylyltransferase activity.
AUGACCAUGGCCGCGGAAAUGGUCGGCGGGCAGAGCGAUGAUGUUCAUCAGCCGCCCGCGCACAUCCCGCCCGCGCCGAUGGGUGACUACGUCUUCCCCGACCUGCGCUUGAAGCGCAAGAUGGUAGACCCGGAGAAGACUCCUCUGCUUCUGGUGGCUUGUGGCUCUUUCUCGCCCAUCACAUAUCUACACCUGCGCAUGUUUGAAAUGGCCGCCGACUACGUCAAGUUCAGUACCGAUUACGAACUCAUCGGGGGCUACCUGUCGCCUGUGUCGGAUGCCUAUCGCAAGGCUGGUCUGGCGAGUGCUGAGCACCGUGUUGCAAUGUGCCAAUUGGCCGUCGAUCAAACCUCCGACUGGUUGAUGGUAGACACCUGGGAGCCGAAUCAGAAGGAAUACCAACCAACCGCCGUGGUACUUGACCACUUUGAUCACGAGAUCAAUACCGUCCGUGGGGGGAUCGAGGCUGGCGAUGGGACCUGGAAGCCUGUGCGGAUCGCUUUGCUCGCGGGCGCGGACCUCAUCCACACCAUGUCUACCCCCGGAGUUUGGAGCCAGAAGGAUUUGGAUCACAUUCUGGGCAAAUAUGGCUCAUUCAUUGUCGAGCGAAGCGGAACCGAUAUCGACGAAGCUUUGGCGAGCUUGCAGCCCUGGAAGGAAAAUAUCCACGUGAUUCAGCAGCUGAUCCAGAACGAUGUGAGCAGCACCAAGAUCCGACUCUUCUUGCGUCGGGAGAUGAGCGUUCGCUACCUGAUCCCGGUGCCUGUCAUUCACUACAUUGAGCAGCAUCAUCUGUACGAGGAUGAUGGCACAUCAAAUGAGAAAGGCAAGGAAAAACAGGACGCUUGCAAAUCUGGGUGA